UUUACGCUGCCGCUUUGCCCAUCGUGGAGAAUUGCCCAGCAUCUCCUGACGGGGUGCAGCCUAACGCAGAGCAAAAUGCACUGAAAUAGACCAUUUGUAUUUUCUCUCCGUUGGCAAUGAAAGAGAAGGUCUGGGACAAUGUAGCUGUCGCCGUGAGCCGUGCCGGAAUACGGGCCAUUAUUCUGAGAGAAAUGCGGAAUCUUUUUAGCUGGAGCUGUUAGAUAGCUAAUAAAUAUAUAUAUAGAGAGAUAUAUAUUUAUAGAAAAUGAAGAAACAAUUCAACCGAAUGCGACAGCUCGCCAACCAGACUGUUGGCAGGGCAGAAAAAACAGAAGUAUUAAGUGAUGAUCUACUACAGGUGGAGAAGCGUCUGGACUUGGUGAAGCAGGUCUCGCACAGCACACAUAAGAAGCUCACAGCCUGCCUGCAGGGACAGCAAGGGGCCGAUGUGGACAAGAGAUCAGUCAAAUCACCUACGAAAAAGUUGCCCCUGACCACAUUGGCUCAGUGUAUGAUAGAAGGUGCUGCAGUAUUAGGGGACGAUUCUCUGCUAGGUAAGAUGCUGAAGCUAUGUGGGGAUACUGAAGAGAAGCUGGCCCAGGAGCUCAUUGUCUUUGAGCUCCAGAUGGAAAGAGAUGUGGUGGACCCUCUCUAUGUCCUGGCCGAGUACAGCAAAUCCAUUUUACAUACAAAAACACAAUUGUAUGCCCACAUACCACAGAUGGAUGUACCACAGAUCCAGCAAGCAGAGAUUAGGGUGGACAUUCCCAACAUACAGAAACAGCGGAAACAUCUAGCCAAGCUUGUCUUGGACAUGGAUUCGGCACGGACAAGGUGGCAGCAGUCAUGCAAGUCCUCCAGUCACCCCAGCAAUCUAACCCCAGCCGGGGCCAAAGCAGAUGCGCUCCGAGAGGAGAUGGAGGAGACGGCCAAUCGCAUGGAGAUCUGCAGGGACCAGUUGUCAGCAGACAUGUACAACUUUGUGGCCAAAGAAAUAGACUAUGCAAACACCUUUCAGACGCUUAUAGAGAUUCAAGCAGAGUAUCACAAGAAGUCUUUGGAGAUUUUGCAGAGUGUGCUGCCACAGAUCAAAGCUCACCAGGAGGCUUGGAUAGAAAAGCCAUCCUAUGGCAAGCCUUUGGAGGAGCAUCUGACCCUCAGUGGCAGAGACAUAGCUUUUCCCAUUGAGGCGUGUGUCACCAUGCUGCUGGAAUGUGGCAUGCAGGAGGAGGGUUUGUUCCGUGUGGCCCCUUCAGCAUCCAAGUUGAAGAAGCUGAAAGCAUCUCUAGAUUGCGGGGUUCUGGAUGUGCAGGAAUACUCUGCAGAUCCACAUGCUAUAGCAGGAGCUCUGAAGUCAUAUCUCCGUGAACUCCCUGAACCUCUAAUGACCUCUCAGCUCUAUGAUGAUUGGAUUCAGGCUUCAAAUGUUCAAGAUAUGGACAAGAGGCUCCAAGCCCUCCUGGCUGCAUGUGAGAAACUUCCAACAGUCAAUUUAAACAACUUCAGAUACUUGAUUAAAUUCCUAGCCAAGCUCAGUGAGUACCAGGAUGCCAACAAAAUGACACCUGGUAACAUUGCGAUAGUGUUGGGACCCAAUCUGCUGUGGACACAUUCUGAAGCGAACAUGACAGAAAUGAUGACCACAGUAUCUCUGCAAAUCGUUGGUAUCAUUGAGCCUAUCAUCCAGCAUGCCGACUGGUUCUUCCCAGGAGAUAUUGAGUUCAACCUGACAGGCAGCUACGGUAGCCCCAUCCACACCAACCACAACUCCAACUACAGCUCCAUGCCCUCGCCAGACAUGGACCAAUCAGAUCGUAAGCAGUCACACGACCAAGGCCGACGCCCCCUCAGCGUUGCCACUGACAACAUGAUGCUGGAGUUCUACAAAAAGGAUGGCAUUAGGAAAAUACAAAGUAUGGGAGUCAGAGUGAUGGAUACAUCCUGGGUGAAGGGUAAAGGUGCAUCCACGCUUGCUCGAAAAGCCUCGUCCACCCCUCCCAGCGCCCAGCCACCUGGAUCGCCCGCUGACACACUCAUAACUGAGCAGCCUGGAGAGCUGAAUACAUCCCCCAUUCCCACCCCUCCACCAGUAGACAGGGCUAGAACUCAACACACUGUGAUGGUCAGAGCUGAGUUUGGCUGUUUAAAUGGAAAAAUGGUCCUGGACUUGGUGCAGUGCGCAGACACAAGCUCCAACGAGGUGUCACCCCACCGGCCGGACCCCUCUCAUGCCCAUGCGCCCCACGGGGAGGAGCGGCCACCCCCUCCUUACCCUUCCGCAUCCACCACCUCCCACGCCCCUCACCACUUCUAUCCCAAACCCCCUCCCUGUGCACGGCCAGUGGCCCCAGGGCCCGAAUCACAGCCCCCUGACUCCCCACCCUCCCAAUUACGUUGGUCCGGCUAUGGCCCUCCUCAACCCCAGCCACCCCCUUCCUCCUCUUCUUCCUCCUCUUCCUCUUCUUCUCUCGACAUUAACUCCAACCCCAAGCCCAGCUGCCUGCACUUCCCCAAACACGGCCCAGCAUGUGAGCUGCCAGACGUGAACACCUCCCCUCUCUACGUUAAAACACCCCUCAUUUUGACCCGCAACGAGGUGGCCCUCGGAAACCCCCCUAGCCUUCCCACAUCCGGCCCCCCUCCGUGGGCUGCCUGUCCAUGUGCCCGUGAACGAGGACCCCCCAGGCUGCCUAGCACACUGAAGAGCAAGGAGCUCUCACCUGUGAUUGGCCAUAAGGCCGUGCAGGCGGCAGGACAGCCAGUGCCACCUGUUGGCCAGCAAAGCAACAGCCAAUCGCCACACUCAGCUGAGCACAGCCCUCACACCCUGCGCAAAGCAGCCUCGAAGAAGCUGGCCCCUGUGCCACCCAAGGUUCCUUACGGCCAGUCAGGGGCGAUGUCCGACCAGUCCACAGGUCAGCCGUCCCCGGUCAGCCUGUCCCCCACUCCCCCAAGCACCCCGUCCCCGUAUGGCCUGGGCUGUGCCCCAGGGCAUGUGCCCCCCACCUCUCCUGGGCAGGGCCCACUAGGCACGUCCCACUCUCUCCUUUCCUCUCCCCCAUCUCUGACUGGCACGCUCAACAAGUCGCGGCCUGCCCCCAAACCGCGACAGAGACCAAGUCUGCCCCCUCCACAGCCACCCACUAUCCCCCCCAGUGUCCCCCAGCCAAUGGAACAGGGCCUGAUGGACGGAUUGUCCCCCGGGGAGAGCAUGUCCACAGGUAAACAUGUCUCAGUGACAACCGCAAGAGCGGGAGGACAGCAUCCCUCUUUCAAACUGUCUGUCUCGCCAUCCUAUGCAGGCGAUGGACUUUGAAAAGCCAUGGUUCCCUAAAAAUGUGAAGUUUUUUCGCUGUAUUUUGUUUUCAUGUUUCCUGAGCAUGAGGUGCUUUUAGGUUGAGUUGCCUUUAAUUAUUUUAAGACCAGUAUUUUGUUAUUGAUUUGUCAUGUUCAGGAUGAUAUAAAGCACUUGAAUAAGGAGUAUAAAGGGAUUGUGUUCAGAAUACCGGAUCUACAGUAUACACCCUAACUAUAAAGUUCAGUAGAUUUCUUGGUAAUCUCCACAAUACUCAGACUUUGUUUCUAAGUAAGGCUUGUGCUCUGUGUAUGGUACUAGUGGUCAGCUGUGUGGGCACUGACUGUAUGUUCUCUCAUUUGAGUCUCUGGUUUGUCUUGUCGGUCAUUCUCCUGAUCGCUCUGAUUGAUGUAUGACUCUUUUGUCCCCUGCCAUUGUUAUGCACCUUGCAGCUGUGUGAGGCCAGGCACUGAGUGUGGGCUAAAUGUGAGGGGGACGUUUAGGGUAAGCCCAAAAACCUGCUGCGCAGCUGCGCCCCACGCCGUAGCCUCAUCUCACACCGUCGGGCCUGGUGCUGUGGCUGAGUCUGGGGGCUCCUGCAGCCGUGUUCCCUCUGUACAUUAUGCUCUUGUCAACUGGCUCUCUCAUCCUCACACUUUACUCUCUCUAUCUCUGUCUCUUUUCUCUUUCUUCUUUGAAACUUUCUCUCUGUGGAGCUGUUUGUUGCUGCUUCAUUCUCUCCAUGUAGUCUAUGCAUGGUGUUGGGACUGGGCUGUGCAUGGCUUACGGACCACCAACGUCGUCACUUCUGAAUUCCAUCCUAAUGACCCUGCUCUUGACCCACCCCAAGUUCACCAAACUACUCCCCCAAGAGUCAUUUGGCAGCUUCUCACCACAUAGGUGGGCCCAGGUAAACUCCACCCUCUCUGGGCCGGGCCAGCUGUGGGGUGACUCUGAAAUACUGCUGCUCCACUUGCUGUCCAUGUCCAUCUCAUUCUUACACAGGGGAGGUCAUCACAAUCAGAACCCAGGCCAUACGGUAGCUCCUCAGAGAACUGCAGAUUUGCACGGUUCCCUCGCUUUACACCCAUCCCAUCGUCUCUGUCAAAGCAUUAUGGUUAUUGUGGUGGCUAUCCAUUGAAUGUCAACUGUGAUGAUUCUGAAACAUGUCGAUUAAAUACUCAAUGAUUUAUUAUUAAGCUUUAAAUUAUAGUUAAAUCUAUAUUUGUGAAGGAGAUGACAGCCCUAAAGCAUUCUCCUGAAAUGAAAAGAGUCCUUUUGUUAUUAGUUUAGUAUGACAGAAUCCCUGUGUAGAAUGUUAGGGAACAAACCCUCGUUCCAACCUCCUCCUUUCAACGAAUCAUAUUAAACCAACCCGCGCUAGCUUUCCCUCAAAUGUUGGACCAAAAUCUUAACUUGCUUUCCCUUCUUCUCUCCUUUGUCUUUCUCCAUCAUCCUCACCAUCAUAUUUCUCCUCCACCUGACCAUAAUCGUGUUUGUCCUGCUUGUCUUUAUCACAUGUCUCACCCUCACCACCAUUCCUUGCCACCCAUCAGCAGAUUUCUUCAGUUUGGAAAUCCCCUCCAUCAAUGUCAAUCUGGACAGCCUGCUCGACGAGUUCAGGGUGGGGGUGCCGUGCCGGAGCUCCCUGGCCUUGGCUGACUCUCCGGAGGGGGAACGCAUGAUUGAGGAGGAGUCACAGAGCACCACGCUGUAACCCCAGAGCCCAGCCAGUGGCCUCCUAGCCCUGCCGAGCUCCCCCACCUUCAGCUGAGGUCCAAUGAGCAACCAGGCCUCCAUCAACCUCACCUACCCCACCCUCACCACUGGAGCUGGACCCCCAAACCAACACAAACACAUAUGCCUGCUCUAACCUUUACAUGUAUCAGUGACUAAUCAGAAUAUCACCGCCUCUUCUCACUGAUAACUAGAUACGGUAUGUGAUUACAUCUUCACAAGCUGUGCCAUAGCAAAGACAAGCAAUGGAAGACUAUAAGAAUGUUGCAGAAUUUAUUAUGUUGUGAAGAAUGUGCCACGUUACACAUUUUGGUUUCUCUCUGUUUGACUCUGUUUGUUGUUUCUGCCUUAUUGGAGCCUGCAGAUAAUUUGCAAUACAGAGGGAUUUUGUUGACUCCAAAGGAACAUAAUAUUUCUGUGUUCUGGAAGCAUGAGAUCAAAAUGUCAAAGGGUAGUAUUUGCUCAUAUUCUUUAGUGUCUGAGUUGGUAGCCAGAUUUCAUUUCGUGUAAAUGAAUUGAAGACACAAAGCAUGCAACUUUAUUUUAGUCCAGUUUUACAAUUUUGAGGCCUUGGCUUUCUUUCUCUUGUCUUCUCUCUCUCUCUCUCUCUCUCUCUCUCUCUCUCUCUCUUGCUCUCUCUCUCUCUGUAUCUCUCUCUCUCUUCUCGCCUUCUCUCUAUGUAUGUAUCAGUCUCUCUGACAAACACAUGCCUAUAUACACACCACUGCUUUGGCAUAGACAGUAUCAUGACAAUAUUUCUUAUUAAGUGUCUAAACGUGCACAGAUAAAAAAAAAAAAAAAUCAAGCACAUUAUGAAAAUAUUCUGAGAUGUUUGUAAUACACUAAUAAUCUGUGAAACAAGAAAUCAUAGUAAAUGUUUUGCCUCACGGUCCUAAUACUUGAUAGGACAUGUCAGUGGUACGUAUGUACUCUUCACACUUCUGAUGCCAGCUGUAAAACUGAUUGUUUCUGCUGUAAAGAGAGGUGAAACCAUUAAGACAUAUUUUGUGCCUCCCAUUCUGACUUCGUUAUCAGGACAAGUGUAAUGACAGGUUCCUCUACAGUGUAAAUACAAAGACUGUACAUAUUGAUCUGUAGAUACGUAUUAACGAGAGGACAAAUGUAAAGGCAAAUAUGAAUUAUAUAUUCAUAUGUGUUACAUGCCAUAUUUAUCUUGUAUAGAGAUAAUGUUCUAUGGAAACGGAGUAUUAUUUUGUCCCUGAAUACUUUGUCGCCAGAUUCACACAGAGUAAGCGAGCUCUUGCACUUUUGUAAGCCAUGAACACUAACUGUAAAAACACAAAUGCAGAUAUGUCAGAGGCCUAAGUGGAGUCUAGCCCUAAAUUCUGAACUGCAAAAUUUACAGUAGAACCUUUGUUCUACAUAUUGGUAUUCAUUCGGAUUCUUACAUUUACUGACUUUGCAUUUGGAUUAUGCAGUUCCAUAAAGACACAUAAUAAUGGUGACCAGCAUUGCACAUAUAAAUAGCUUUACUGAAUUAUAAAUAACAAGAACAAGGCAGAUUUUUUACUUUAUACUAAAUGGCAGGAAAACCUGCAGCCCUCUCUGGUACUUGGGUCAUCCUAAGGCACAGAACAGAAAACAAUAUAAGAGCUACCUGAGUGCAACAAGGCAAAAGCAUGUCAUUUGUAGCCGUAUAUUUAGUCAUUUUGUUGGUCGCCAAAACUGUUCUCUUGCCUUUAUUCUCCUCCAUCUGGAUGGCUACUGCCACCUCAGGGGGCCUUUGUUUUCUUAUAUGGACUUCCCUUUUAAAGGUAUCUUUUACAUGUCAGGGUUCAUUUUCAGACUGACAUUAUCAAUAUAAGCAGGCUCUGAUUUAUCAUGAUUCAAUGUAGUUUUCCUGCCUUCACCCUGAAACACUCCAGUCUGAAGCUAUAGCCAAAAGAAAGCUGGACAAUGGGCUAGAAGUGCCAUCUGUUUGUUCGGUAGACUCACAAACCAACAGAUGCUGUAUUUGUCAUGUCUGAAUUGCUUGAAAGCAGGUGGAACACAAAUAGGGCCAGAGAAAGUGCAAUUACACUACAUUCUGUUGUUAACCUCACAGAGAAGUGGCCAUGCUUUUUAAUCUUAUCAAGAGCCUGACACUGAAGCAAUUCCAAAUGUCAUGGCUUUCAUUAUUGUUUUCUUUUACUAAGCAUUAAUGUACUUCAGGGACAAGAGGACUUCUUUGCUGAAAUAUAUGGUAUGCCUCAGUGUGCAUUCUCAAUUACUUCUACUAUGAUGGUUAAUGGUGACUGAGUACUCUUUUAAUAGCUGUAGUGAUUAUACAAUGAUAAUUGCAAGUGCCCUCAUGAUAGAUAUUUAUGUCUUGAAGACAGUGGCGAGUUUUGUGUAUAUUUGAGGGUUUUUACAUUUUUUUUGUGUGUGUGAUGGUUUCUUCAGUGUUUUAUGAAGAGGCAGGUGUGCAUUUGAAACUAUUGAGUGUUGAUUGAAUGUAAUUGAACUUUUACAAUGACCUGCAACAAGGUCAAGGCUUCGUCACUACCUUAUAGCAGCUGCAAUAGACGCAUGGUUUGUUAUUUCAUUUAGGUGACUCUUUGCGUUUAAUCUGCCGCUUUUGCCAGUCACUUUGAAAGCUUGUGUAAAUGUUGGGGGAUUGAGGGAGAGGAUUUUGAUUCGAAUGCACUUGUCUGUAUGUUGGAAUCAUACAGUCCAUAGCACCCGUUCCCAAGGCAAUAUCAUUUUUCUUGGACCUUUUUUUUCCAUGCAGCUGCUAUAAUUGUUCGGAUCGAAUCCACCAAGGGCCACAGGGAAUACAGACAUUUUUACACAAUUGAACCACAAAAUAUGAUUUCAUUUAUCUGCGCUCCUCCUUUAUUAAGGAAUAUAGCUUAUUUGUGAAUUCAGGUGCUGCUGUGCAAGGUUAGGUUCACCACAUUCAUGUUUCACAGGUCCUUAGUUCAGUUAUAAUAUACUUCAGUGAAUUAAAUAAAAAAUUUUAAAAAUAACACAAGAGACAAGAGCCAGACAUGCUUAACAUAUAUAGCCAUUAUAUGUUUGUACCCCCGAAAGCCGUCUGUUGACAUUACAGAAAGUGGAUGUGACAAUGCAAUGCAUGCACUUAGUCUGUUCAGAUAAUUCAUGAUUCCUGUUUCUUCGAUUUCUUUUAAGACUCUUAAAUGUUAUGCGUAAACUGGGGAGAGGGUGAAAAAUAGCAAGUGUGUGAACAGCUGGUUAACGAUGUGUCAUGGAUUUAUGUAUAAGUGCACAGUGUCCAUUGAUGUACAGCCUCUCCCCUGCAAUCACAACUUCUGUACAAACUUUGCCUGUAUGUCACUCCCCUCCCUCCCCCUCCUAUCCCCUCAGCUUAGCAUAUCAGUGGAACAACACAGUGUGUACUGUGAAGCCUACCGCAAUCCUGAUCAGAAUGUCAGAUAUAGAUAUCUAUAUUAAACUCUACAUUUGUAAUA
This is a messenger RNA of Ictalurus punctatus (channel catfish), 8463 nucleotides long. RefSeq names its product Rho GTPase activating protein 44a (gene arhgap44a). Gene Ontology annotation, biological process: neurotransmitter receptor transport, endosome to postsynaptic membrane; modification of dendritic spine; regulation of dendritic spine morphogenesis. Gene Ontology annotation, cellular component: dendritic spine; intracellular anatomical structure; presynaptic active zone. Gene Ontology annotation, molecular function: GTPase activator activity; protein binding. The record is from RefSeq and is a predicted model, not a curated record. The transcript has 23 exons. Bases 266 to 3316 code for a protein of 1016 amino acids. NCBI's taxonomy places the organism in Eukaryota, Metazoa, Chordata, Actinopteri, Siluriformes, Ictaluridae.